GCUGGGGGGGGAAGCGCUCGGGAAGGCUGGAGGCUGGGGAGCCGCGCCAGCCGGGGUUCCGAGCUAUCAAAGGCAAUUACGUGAAAAUAGAUUAGGCUGUGUAAAUUGAGCCGUUUAGAAGGCGAGAGGCAAAGGAACGGCUCGGAUCCCCCCCCCCUUCCGAAAUUGCAGUUUUAGUUCCUUGCGAUUCUGCGGCACAAAAGCGGUCUCACCUACUUUUGUAUCUGCAAAGUGCUUUAUUUCUGAGUGUAAUUCUAACUGAGUGCAAUCUAGGUUAAAAGCUGGACAACUGGGUAAUUAGAGCUCACUUGCUGCUAAAGGACGAUCAGCUGUACCGUAGCUCAUUUGUGUUCCCAGAGACUUGUUCUCUCCUCCCCUGAGCGGAGGCUGCCGGAGAAGAAGCAUCUGUCCCCGGACCCUUCCUGACUGCCGAGAUGAUGGUGCUGGACAAGGAGGACGGUGUGCCGAUGCUAUCUGUACAACCCAAAGGGAAGCAGAAGGGCUGUGCUGGCUGCAACAGGAAGAUCAAGGACCGGUACCUGCUGAAGGCCCUGGAUAAGUACUGGCACGAAGACUGCCUAAAGUGUGCCUGCUGCGACUGUCGUCUUGGAGAGGUUGGAUCAACUCUUUACACAAAAGCGAAUCUCAUUCUUUGCCGCAGAGAUUACCUGAGGCUCUUUGGUACCACCGGGAAUUGCGCUGCCUGCAGUAAACUGAUCCCUGCCUUUGAGAUGGUGAUGAGGGCCAGAGAUAAUGUUUACCAUUUGGACUGCUUUGCCUGUCAGCUCUGCAACCAGCGAUUCUGUGUGGGAGACAAAUUUUUCCUGAAGAACAACAUGAUCUUGUGUCAGAUGGACUAUGAGGAAGGGCAGCUGAACGGGAGCUUCGAGUCCCAGGUUCAAUAACAAACCCUGCUUCGCUGGAGCACUGUGGAUGGACGCUCGGCCGCACCAGCAGCGAGGCGUCUGUCAGCUUGCCUGCAAUAUUUUUUUAAUUCUUGGUCCAGAGAGGACUAUAUACAUUGUAGUACUUUUCCCCCCCAACACAAAGCAGUUACAAUUUUAGAUGUACAGUUGUGCCUGCUUAGCUGAGCACUGCAUUGCCUGUAUGUUUGUGAGUUUUUGGGGUCUGGGGGAGGGCUCUGUACAGUCUGUUUUCUGUAUAUAAACUGGAACAUUUAUUUUAUGAAAAAUGUAAUGCAAUUUUAUUACUGGUGUGAAUUAAAAAUUAUGAAUGUUUGCUGGUCA
Messenger RNA from Oxyura jamaicensis (ruddy duck), 1247 nucleotides. It is a transcript of the gene LMO1, whose product is annotated as LIM domain only 1. The record is from RefSeq and is a predicted model, not a curated record. The transcript has 4 exons. Gene Ontology annotation, cellular component: nucleus. Gene Ontology annotation, biological process: positive regulation of transcription by RNA polymerase II. NCBI's taxonomy places the organism in Eukaryota, Metazoa, Chordata, Aves, Anseriformes, Anatidae. The coding region runs from base 435 to 905 and encodes 156 amino acids. Gene Ontology annotation, molecular function: DNA-binding transcription factor binding; transcription coactivator activity.